This is a messenger RNA of Elephantulus edwardii (Cape elephant shrew), 1592 nucleotides long. It is a transcript of the gene PLEKHD1, whose product is annotated as pleckstrin homology domain containing, family D (with coiled-coil domains) member 1. The transcript is spliced from 13 exons. The record is from RefSeq and is a predicted model, not a curated record. Lineage: Eukaryota; Metazoa; Chordata; Mammalia; Macroscelidea; Macroscelididae. Bases 45 to 1565 code for a protein of 506 amino acids.
GAGGAGUGCGUGGACUACGCCUGGGACAGCCCCGCGCAGACGGGAUGUUCACGUCCAAGUCCAACUCGGUGUCGCCCUCCCCGUCAAUGGAGCAGGCAGACUCAGACGCUCUGGACAUCAGCACCAAAGUGCAACUCUACGGGGUGCUGUGGAAGCGGCCCUUCGGGAGGACGUCGGCCAAGUGGUCCCGGCGGUUUUUCAUCAUCAAAGAGAGCUUUCUGCUCUACUACUCUGAGAGUGAGAAAAAGAGCUUUGAAACCAAUAAAUACUUCAAUAUACAUCCCAAGGGUGUCAUCCCUCUGGGGGGCUGCCUGGUGGAGGCCAAGGAAGAGCCCAGCAUGCCCUAUGCUAUGAAGAUCUCCCACCAGGACUUCCACGGGAACAUCGUGCUGGCUGCCGAGUCCGAGUUUGAGCAGACCCAGUGGCUGGAGAUGCUGCAGGAGUCUGGAAAGGUGACCUGGAAGAAUGCCCAGCUAGGAGAAGCCAUGAUCAAAAGUCUGGAGGCCCAAGGCCUGCAGCUGGCCAAGGAAAAGCAGGAAUAUUUAGACAAACUGAUGGAAGAGACAGAAGAACUCUGUCUGCAGAGGGAACAGAGAGAGGAGCUUGAGCGCCUUAAUCAGGUGCUGGAGGCCGAGAAGCAGCAGUUUGAGGAGGUGGUGCAGGAGCUGAGAAUGGAGCAGGAACAGAUCAAGAGAGAGCUGGAACUGACAGCAAGAUGCCUCAAGGGGGUAGAGCAAGAGAAAAAGGAGCUGAGGCACUUCACAGAGUCCCUGCAGCAGACACUGGAGGAACUCUCCAUAGAGAAGAAGAAAACCCUGGAAAUGCUAGAGGAGAAUGAGAACCAGCUGCAGACACUGACCAAUCAGAGUCAGCAGCCCUCGCCCAGUGGGAGUCUCCAUAGUAACCUGAGACAGAUUGAGGAGAAGAUGCAGCAGCUCCUGGAGGAAAAACUCCUGGCAGAGAAGAGGAUGAAGGAGAAUGAGGAGCGCUCCAGAGCCCUGGAGGAGGAGCGGGAGUUCUACUCCAGCCAGUCCCAGGCGCUGCAGAACUCGCUGCAGGAGCUGACGGCAGAGAAGCAGCAGGCUGAGCGGGAUCUCAAGGCCGAGGUGAAGGUCCGCAUGGACUUGGAGAGGAGGCUGCGGGAGGCAGAGGGGGCUUUGCGGAGCCUGGAACAAGGGCUCAACUCCAAAGUGCGCAACAAGGAGAAGGAGGAGAGGAUGCGGGCGGACGUGAGCCAUCUGAAACGGUUCUUUGAGGAGUGCAUCCGCAACGCGGAGCUGGAGGCCAAGAUGCCAGUCAUCAUGAAGAACUCCGUGUACAUCCACAAGGCGGCCACUCGCCGCAUCAAGAGCUGCCGCUUCCACCGGCGCCGCUCCAGCGCCUCCUGGAAUGACAUGAAGCCAUCGCAGUCCUUCAUGACAUCCCAGCUGGAAGCCAACAACAUGGAUGAGCUCAAGGAGGUGGCCAAGCGGCUCAGCCGAGACCAGCGCUUCCGGGAGUCCAUCUACCACAUAAUGGCCACCCAGCCCGGAGCCCCUGCCGCACUUCCCCGGGGUGGAAAGUGAGGGGCACUCCUCCUUGGCUUCCCGAGU